UUAAACUAAAAAUUAAUUAUCUAUAAUUUUCAACAAUGUCUACUGUCCCCUGGUCAGAUGUUGUGCCAAGUUUUACUGUCGGGACUCUAGGCAAUAAUCUCGGCUAUUAUUACAAGAUAGCAUACUGUCUCAUAGUAAUACCUCUGGGGCUAUUGCUACUGAUAGCUGUGGGUUGGAACGUGUUGGUAGGCUUCGCAACAAAAUGGAUGUACAGCAAUGCCUGGAAGGAGAAGCAAAAAGGAGGAGGCAGUACUGACUCUGAUGACCCGUCUCUCCCCAUCACCAAUGCAUGGGAAGAAAUAUACGUAGUAAACAAUAAGCUAGCCGCUUAUCUAUUAGGAAGUACUGUCGCUAUAAAGGAGCAGCAAGGCUACCUAGUACUACAGAUACACGACUAUAACGUUUACAUGCCAUUGGCUAUGAUAUUUAUACAAGUAUCAGAAUUGGCUGUGGCUAUGAUGAUGGUAGUGCUAUUUGUGGAUUAUCUUAUUUUACAGGUCUCAUAUUCCUGUGAUGCCAGUCACACUAAUGCCGACUGUUUCCUGAGUAAUGAAACAGAUAUGAGUGCCCUACCAUUGGACUGUGGCUCACAGGAUUUUGCACAAAUAAAUGUGACGUGUUUCACUCUGAGCUUUAAUCCUAUAAUAGCAGCUGCUGUGACCGGAGGCUUCCUCAAAAUCACCCCUCACAUACUCUUCUCUGCACUCACUUUCCAAUACUUCAAAUACAUGAACAAAAUAAAGUCUAAACUCCGUUAUAAUUCGACCAAAGGAAAUAUUGUCAUUCACGCUGUGGUUGCCUUCUUCCUAGAGCUGGGUUUCUUAGGGUUUGGACUCAUGUGUUUGCUUGUUGUUUUACUCGUACCGUCAGUCCGUGACGUGACUAUAUCCCAAGCAAACCCAAUGCGUCAGUUGACAGUCGUCUUCUGUUUCAUAAUGUAUUUCUCAAUGUCUGGAUUCCUCUGGUGCAUUUACCCUCAGUCCAGCACUCCUGUCCGUUUCCUCAAUUCAGUUUGGAAGGCGAAAGUUUCUCCAAGCCACAAGUCCAUUAAUGAAGGAGAGAGACUUCGUCCAUGGAUAGUCGUUGAUCACUCUCUCUCGACAAGAGAAGAUGAGCAUCUCCUCAAAGACUGAAAAAUGAAUUCAAUUUGACAUUUUGCAAUUAUUUUGGCUAUUAAUUAAGUUUGCUGUUGUGUGAAUAUUUUUUGUUAAUUGCUGCCUAUAAUUAGUCAUUUGAGGCCAACUUUGGUUUUGGAAGGCUUUAGAUCCACUUAA
Messenger RNA from Amphimedon queenslandica, 1274 nucleotides. RefSeq lists its product as uncharacterized. NCBI's taxonomy places the organism in Eukaryota, Metazoa, Porifera, Demospongiae, Haplosclerida, Niphatidae. The coding region runs from base 36 to 1133 and encodes 365 amino acids. The record is from RefSeq and is a predicted model, not a curated record. The transcript is spliced from 2 exons.